AUGGAAGGUGGUCAGCCGGUCGCUGAAGUUCGUUCAUAUUCACCUAAUAAAUGUGGCGAAGUGGUUAACGGCAGUAUGCACUCAAGUUCAACGUCGGACUCAGACUACGAAUACCGCAAGAGGAAUAGCUAUUGUCUUAGUUGUCAAAGACGACCUAAAGCAUCAUUGAAAUUUAUAUUAACUAUAUGGUACUCUCCAGAGACUAGUUCGGCUAUAGCCGAAGCAAUGUCAUCUACCUAUACGGAAGUACAAUUACAAGAAAUAGUCUCCAGUUCAACCAAAGAUAUUUUACAGUUAGCUGAGAAACAUUUUGCUGAUCUCAGAAUAUAAUAAUAUCCCGGGUCAGUUAUUUUAUUCCUCUUUUUCUUCUUCACAUUUCUUCUUUCCUUUUCGUUUUCUUCAUUCUCUUCUUUCAUACGAGAUUUUUUAAAUCACUUCCAAUCAGUUCAUUAUAAAACUGUAUAUUUUGUUAAUUAUACACUUUGUGUGCUUCUGUGAAGAUAAAUUUAUAUAGAAGUGAUGUUUGUUUAAUGUGUACAUAGACUCUUUCCAUCAAUAUUAAUAAUUGAGAUAAUAAUAAUUCGAACUGCUUCUCCUAUUCUUAUAUUAUCAACACGUACAAUAUGUGUAGCAAUAAAAUAAAUGAACAGUGUUAUGUAUUGUUAUUUACCCAAUUGUUGGGAUUAU
This is a messenger RNA of Schistosoma intercalatum, 687 nucleotides long. Lineage: Eukaryota; Metazoa; Platyhelminthes; Trematoda; Strigeidida; Schistosomatidae. The record is from the annotation of a GenBank genome assembly.